AUGGUUAAAAAUACAACUUGUGAUAGAUGUGGAUUAAAUCUUUCCACUUAUCAGAAAUAUCAACAACAUUUAAAUCGAAAAAAUCCUUGCCGUCCUAAGAAUCUUCCUCAACCCCCAAUUCCAGUAGAAAAUCCAACUAUUCAAAAUUCUGCUGAAAAUCUAACCCCAGUACAAAAUGUAGGAAAUCUUACUCCAAUACAAAAUCCAGCACCGACCCCGGAAGGUGAUCUCAUAUCAUUUGAUGAAAACCCACCGACGCACCAGCCAGCCCAGCCGAGAGAGGCAAGCGCGCUGGCAGUCAACCUUUUAACAGAUUUAACGAUAGAUGAAUUAAUAAAAAGGCUAUCAAAACCAAGCGAUGAUGUGGAACAUCGAAGCUCUGCUUCUUCAGAAUAUGAUACCGCUGAAGAAGAACCAGAUAUUCAUUUCGAAAAAAUUAAGGAUCCAUAUAUUAAUAGAAUAGCAGAAGCCGGAAAAUUUAAUGAAGGUGAGGUAUGUGAUUACUAUGCAUUCAUACCAAAAGAUUAUUAUGCGGAAAACGAGCCAUUAGGCUUUUUUGAAUCAAUCGAAGAAAAGAUUGGCGAUGUAUACAAAAGAGAGUUAGCUCUAAAAGGAGGGUUAAAGGUGAGAAUUGUAUUAAUAGCAUAUAUGAAGAAAAUUACGCCAGAAUCUCAAGAGCCAAUAUUUAAAUCAUUUCCAUUCAAACAUAGUACAAUAGAAAUUAUAAGAGAAGAUCGAAUUAAUGCAACUAUAGAAAAAGGAUACAAUGAAAUUAUAGAUGAAAUAGAAGAUGAAGCGUUACAAGAGUCAGGAUGGUCUUUGUUCGAGCAGAAGAGGUAUUUCUCGAGAUAA
Messenger RNA from Paraglomus brasilianum, 852 nucleotides. The record is from the annotation of a GenBank genome assembly. NCBI's taxonomy places the organism in Eukaryota, Fungi, Glomeromycota, Glomeromycetes, Paraglomerales, Paraglomeraceae.